ACAACUGCACGCAAAGCGAAUCUUAUAAUACGCCGUGAUUGCACGUGUUGAUUUCGCUGCGUAAAUUUGGCAUAAAUUUCCGAAUAUUAGAACAAUAUUUAUAUUAUAGAAAUAGUCCAUUUUAGAAAUGCCACGUUCCAAGAGAGACAAAAAAAUUUCGCUGACCAAAACGGAUCGGAAGGGCCUAGCAUGGAAACAAAAAAUUAUUGAUGAUAUACGUCAUUGUGUUGAGAAAUACCCCAAUAUCUUCCUUUUUCAAGUGCAAAAUAUGCGUAAUAAUCUAUUGAAGGAUCUGCGGCAAGAAUGGAAGUCUAAUUCGCGGUUUUUCUUUGGUAAAAAUCGUAUCAUGCAAAUCGGAUUAGGACGUAGCAAAGCAGAGGAAAUUAAAGUAGACCUGCACAAGCUUUCUAAGCGCUUGACAGGACAAGUAGGUCUACUAUUCACGGAAAAGCCGAAACAAGAAGUUCUUGAAUGGGCAGAACAAUAUUGGGCUGUGGAAUAUGCACGCAGUGGUUUCAAAGCAACAGAAACAGUAGUGUUGCCAGCAGGUCCCCUCGAAGAAUUCGCACAUUCCAUAGAACCACAUUUACGAUCCCUCGGUAUGCCAACAAAACUUCAAAAAGGUAUUGUAACACUGUACAGUGAUUAUACCGUGUGCGAGGAAGGAAAAGUUUUAACACCAGAACAGGCGCGAAUUUUAAAGUUAGUUGCAAAACCCAUGGCGAAAUUUCAGCUUACAAUGAAGUGCUCUUGGACCGAAGAUACUGGUUUCGAAUUGCACGUUGAGGAUGAUUUAGAUGACGACGAUCACAAAACUGACAGUGGGCAAGGCGAUGAGGUAGAAGAUGAAGAAAUGGAGCAAGAAGAAGACGAGGACGAUGAGGAGUAGUUAAUUUGUAAAAUGUAUUACAUAAGUUUAAGUUUAAUUUUGUAUAAAUAAG
Anastrepha ludens (Mexican fruit fly) is the source of this 941-nucleotide messenger RNA. It is a transcript of the gene RpLP0-like, whose product is annotated as mRNA turnover protein 4 homolog. The record is from RefSeq and is a predicted model, not a curated record. Gene Ontology annotation, molecular function: RNA binding. Gene Ontology annotation, biological process: ribosomal large subunit assembly; ribosomal large subunit biogenesis; rRNA processing. Gene Ontology annotation, cellular component: preribosome, large subunit precursor; nucleolus. The transcript is spliced from 3 exons. The coding region runs from base 128 to 889 and encodes 253 amino acids. Lineage: Eukaryota; Metazoa; Arthropoda; Insecta; Diptera; Tephritidae.